AAGCGACAUCACAAAGCGCAUUACCCAUCCAUCUUCUUGUUUUUGUUUGGUUGUGCUGGCUGGCUGUUCUCUUGCUGCAGGCACAACCGCAACUCCCACACACACAGAGGCUGACUGCUUGCCUGUUGGCUUGCACCCCCAAGGAGGUUUUGGGUUGCAGAUCGCAUCGGCCUCAUCGACGACAACCGCGCGGGCGGCUGCAGCGGAGAUCGUGCCCACAGCCACCAACAACAACAGCCUUUGUUCGCUGACCAGGAGUACGCUGUGGUUCUGCGGAGAGGUCAACGCCGGAAAGGAGACGCAAGGAGAGCAAGCAGCAGAAGAAGCCGGCUCUCGUGGAGUCAGCGACGCGCUUCCGUCAUGUCUGUGUUCUCUCAAGUCAAGAAGCACUUUAGCCGGCACAAGGAGCACGCGGCCCAUGCGGGGCCGGCCUCAACAGAUGUCGGGUCCACAGCUGUCAUCGGCCGCUAUGCUGUCCACAUCACCAGCAAGCUCGCCGAGGGCGGGUUUGGCUCUGUAUUUGUUGCGGAGGAUGACCAGCACCAACGUUACGCUCUCAAAAAGAUGCUUGUGCUGGACCAGGAAUCUCUUGAGGCAACAACACGCGAAGUUGAACUGAUGAAGCGACUGCCAGGACACAGCAACAUUGUGCAGCUGCUUGCAUCGGAGGUGAAGCCCAACGGCCGCCACGCCGAGGUGCUCCUCCUCAUGGAAUACUGCCCAGGUGGACAUGUUGUGGACAUUAUGAACCGGCGGCUGAAGAAGCCGUUUACAGAAUCAGAAGUGCUGAAGCUUGAGAAUGUGCUGCUGGGCGCAAACAAGGGCAGCUUCAAGCUGUGUGACUUUGGCAGUGCAACAACAAAGGUGAUUGUGCCUGGAGAGACAAUGGCCAUUUCGUUGGCGGAGGAGGAAAUCGGGCGGUACACAACCCCGCAGUACCGUGCACCAGAAAUGAUCGACCUAUAUCAGAAACGCACCAUCGACACCCGCGCUGACGUCUGGGCGCUGGGCUGUCUGCUGUACAAGCUGAUGUUCUUCGCUGAUGCGUUUGAGGACUCCACGCUCUCCGUCCUGAACGGCCGAUACAAAAUCCCGGAUGAUCACUCGUUCUCGCAGGAGCUCAUGGACCUUCUUGGACACAGCAACAUUGUGCAGCUGCUUGCAUCGGAGGUGAAGCCCAACGGCCGCCACGCCGAGGUGCUCCUCCUCAUGGAAUACUGCCCAGGUGGACAUGUUGUGGACAUUAUGAACCGGCGGCUGAAGAAGCCGUUUACAGAAUCAGAAGUGCUGAAGGUGAUUGUGCCUGGAGAGACAAUGGCCAUUUCGUUGGCGGAGGAGGAAAUCGGGCGGUACACAACCCCGCAGUACCGUGCACCAGAAAUGAUCGACCUAUAUCAGAAACGCACCAUCGACACCCGCGCUGACGUCUGGGCGCUGGGCUGUCUGCUGUACAAGCUGAUGUUCUUCGCUGAUGCGUUUGAGGACUCCACGCUCUCCGUCCUGAACGGCCGAUACAAAAUCCCGGAUGAUCACUCGUUCUCGCAGGAGCUCAUGGACCUUCUUGCGUCGCUGCUUGAGCUUGAUCCAGACAAACGAAUCACCGCGCCAGAGGCGUGCAGGCAUCAGCAUCAACAGCAUCAACAUCGUCAUGCCGACAAGGGUGCAAGGCGGACAACACCAUCGCCGCACGCCUGCAUCUCUUCUCCACAGACACCGCCCCAGCAGCAGCAACAUCAGCAGCAUGACGCGAUACAACGACCCUCGCGCAAGGGCCACGCUCGUUCCGCCAGCAACCCGUUUGCCAACCCCAUGCACGACGAGCCAGAGUGGCCGACGACACCAGAGGGCCAGGUCAUUCGUGCAAAUGCACACGCGCACGCACACGCACCGCAGACGGCGCCGCCAGCAGCCCACGCCCGCAAGGCACGCACGCUCGCGAAGGCAGCAUCGGUUGAUGCGGCGAGUGCACACGCGGUGGAUGGUGAAGCCGCAUUGGGGUUUGCCACGCCGCCGUUUGCUGCCGACCACACGCACACGCCUGCGACUGCGAUCGCGAACGGAGAAAAGCGCCGCGCACCCAACACAGCGAUUGGCAUCCGGCACAAGCGACAACCGAGCAACCCGUUUGAAGCGGCAGCCAGGAUGGGCAGUGGCACUGGUGAUGAUGGUGAUAAUGAUGGUGAUGAUCAUGAUGGUGAUAAUGAUGGUGAUGAUCAUGAUGGUGAUGAUGAUAUCAAGGCAGUCGGGUCAUCAACGAAAGGAGUGCUGCUCUCCUCCUCUAAUGGCAGCGGCCCGUGGCCGUGGGGGCGGUAUCGCUCCAUCGAAUCUCCGACGCAGCGCGCCGCCAUCAACGAAACACAAGACAGCAGCCAGGAGGGCAGCCACCAACCACACAGCCGCCGCAACAACAACAGCAACAGCAGCGGCAACAAGGGCACCUCCGUCUCGCCCACCGCCACCGCCGCUUGUGCCGCGAUUACCAAACAGCAAGCGCAGUGCAACCAACACACCGGGCAGCAGCGCCCGCAACAGCCGCGGUGGCAGUGGGGCAACAUCCCCUCAACCACGCCAUCGCGCCCACAGAAAUGGCAUCGGAACGAGAAAUGGCGGUGGUGGUGGUGGGGUGGUGGUGGUGUUGGUCAUAGUGGUGGUGGGCGCAAACAGAGCGGUGCCGUGACGCCGACGUUUGCUGCAGACAACACCAACCCGUUCAGCAGUCUCGUGUCCGCCAGUUCAACGCCUGUGACCGCACACACUGGCAGCAGAAGGGGUGGCGAUGAUGGUAAUGAUGACGACAACACGGGUGUCAGGGCGGCGAGUGAGCUGUUCGCGUCAAAACCAACGAGCACACGCACAACACCCGCCCGCAAGCGGGCUGUGGCGCCACCGCGACGACCAAAGCCGCCAGCAGUCACGCCAAGAGGAGCACGACCAGCGUCCACAGCAGCACAGUCACAGGCAGGGACAGCGCCAGAGACGCCACACAAACAGCGCGAUGAUAUCGACCCCUUUGUGUUUUUCCCCGCGCUGGCUAAGUGGGACGAUGUUGUUGAUGGUGACGUGACGACAGUCGUGAUGAUGGCCGAGUAA
Messenger RNA from Salpingoeca rosetta, 3090 nucleotides. RefSeq names its product NAK protein kinase. Lineage: Eukaryota; Choanoflagellata; Craspedida; Salpingoecidae. The record is from RefSeq and is a predicted model, not a curated record. The coding region runs from base 361 to 3090 and encodes 909 amino acids. Gene Ontology annotation, molecular function: protein serine/threonine kinase activity; AP-2 adaptor complex binding; ATP binding. The transcript is spliced from 20 exons. Gene Ontology annotation, biological process: regulation of clathrin-dependent endocytosis; positive regulation of Notch signaling pathway; protein phosphorylation. Gene Ontology annotation, cellular component: cytoplasm.